AUGUCUGGGGCGGAGGUGAUCGCCGUUGUCGCCUGUGUGGCCGCAGUCGUCUCCGCCUACCACGAUGGAGGUCAACUUUUCCGUUCGAUCAAGGAGAAAUGGCAUAAUCGCCGUCAGCCUAACCAUACCUCCGCUAUCGACCUCGAGUGGUCGCUGAUUCGUGGCUCGGAAGAUAUUCUCACGCACUGGAAUAUUCGCGCCGCUCACCUCGGUCGACGAUAUGAGGAGGGCGACGCUAUCGCUCGUGAGCAGAUGAAGGAUAUCGUCAUUACCUUGCAAAGCGCGCUGUUGACUCAUCUGCGAUAUGCAGAGGGCCAUGAAGCGCGAUUGGAUAUGGUCAAGCUGCUUGCGGCAUCGGAUCGGGGGAGGGCGAGUACAAUAUCUGUGCUGCAUGAUCUAUAUCAGAGACAGGCUCAGACGGCGGCAGUCCCUUGGCCUAUUGCUCUUCCUGUUGGGCCGUCGGUUGUGGAUCCGGCAUCCAGUCUUGGGUAUUAUAUGGGCUUAAUCGAUAGGCAGUCUUCGUCGCCUUUAUCGGACUCGAGGAAACGGCCUGGAGGGGGACGCGCUUUGGAGGGUACGAGUCUCCCUGGCAUGAUCACAGGCUCGCCACCCGAGUCGCAUGGUUUUGCGCGUCAGACUGAACCCAUUAGUCCCCUGUCCCGUGAUAGACGGUCAUCGACCUUCGGAUCCAUCGGUUCCUGGUGGAAGGACAUCCGACGUCGGUCUUCUGCUGAUGCCACAUCUGUGGCGGAGGUGGAAUCAAUAACGCGCCCUGCCUCUCAGGCUCCGGUUUUCCCUCAGAUAGCUUCUUAUGAACCAGAGAUCAGAGAAGAUGAGGCCGAUGCGAUUAAACAGCCUCCCAAGGCCAAGAGACUAAAUAAACCAAUCGAACAAGACGAAAUCACUCGGGAGUUGACCACAAACAUGUGGAACCACGACACGAAGUCCGAAACCGACUCAGAAACCGAAUUCGAGUCCGCUGAAGAAGGCGAUAUGCCAUCUUUUCAAAGAUCACUUCCAACCAGAGACCAUUCCAUCGCACCAGUCCCAGCUUCAAUCCGAGGUCUCGGACCAGCAGCCAGCAUAGCCUCUCCUACAAUCCGAUUCUCCACCCAAGACCGGGCCUCGGCCCCAUCCAUUGCGUCCUCAGACACCACCUCCUCAAAUCCAUCCACGUAUCUUCCUCGCGCCCCAAAUGGAAUCUCCUACUGGCCCCCCAGUAAAGACAACAAAUAUUCCGGCUUCUGCAAAGGCGCCUGGAAACUCUCCUCCGGCAUGGGCGGACUCAAAGUCCACUCCGAACCUGUCGGCUACUUCACCUCAAGUCCCAAAUUACGUUGCUACAAAUGUUUCUUCGCAAUGCCCCUCGCAAAAGAUAGCAGUCGUCAUGACCAUCGCCCAGAUACAAAUGUUUAUGUGCAUAAGGCAACGGGGAUACGGUAUCGAUGGUUCUUUCUCGCCAAGAGUCAUGUUGAAUGUAAGCGGGCGGAUGUGGAGAUGCCCAAUUAUGCGCUGGGGACCUUUGGAUGUAUCUUCUGUUGCGCGCAGCGGAAUGAAAUGGCACCUAGGUUUGAGACUUUAGAUGCGUUUAUGGUGCAUUUGGCGGUGCAUCGGUGCAUGAAUGCUGCGGCGCUUUUGGAAAGAACCCGAUGUGUUGUGGGUAGGGUUGCGGGAGACGAUGAAGAAUUUGAUAUUAAUAUUCCAUUUGUCCAUACUGAUGAUUGA
This is a messenger RNA of Penicillium maclennaniae, 1725 nucleotides long. RefSeq lists its product as uncharacterized. The coding region runs from base 1 to 1725 and encodes 574 amino acids. The transcript is spliced from 2 exons. The record is from RefSeq and is a predicted model, not a curated record. NCBI's taxonomy places the organism in Eukaryota, Fungi, Ascomycota, Eurotiomycetes, Eurotiales, Aspergillaceae.